CGCCCCUCAGGGCCCUGCAUCUCACCAUGUCGGUGGCCGUGGAGAUCUUCGGCUUCUUCAUGGCGGCCCUGGGGCUGCUGAUGCUGGGGGUGACCCUGCCACACAGCUACUGGCGAGUGUCCACCGUGCACGGGAGCGUCAUCACCACCAACACCAUCUUCGAGAACCUCUGGUUUAGCUGUGCCACCGACUCCCUGGGAGUCUACAGCUGCCGGGAGUUCCCGUCCUUGCUGGCCCUCUCCGGGUACCUCCAGGCCUGCCGGGCGCUCAUGAUCACCGCCAUCUUCCUGGGCUUCCUGGGCCUCUUCCUAGGCAUGGCGGGGCUGCGCUGCAUAAACAUCGGGAGCAUGGAGCUCUCCAGGAAGGCCAGGCUGGCCGCCGUCGCAGGGGCCCUGCACAUACUGGCUGGUUUCUGCGGGAUGGUGGCCAUCUCCUGGUACGCCUUCAACAUCACCCGCGAAUUCUUCGACCCCUUGUAUCCCGGGACCAAGUACGAGCUGGGCCCCGCCCUCUACCUGGGCUGGAGCGCUUCCCUGCUCGCCAUCCUGGGCGGUGUCUGCCUCGGCUCCACCUGCUGCCGCACUCCCGACGCGGCCCCGGCCCCCAGGCUCCCCUACGAGGCCUCCGCGGUGCGGUCCCCCGGCCUCGCCGCCCCCCUGCACCCCGCGGUCUCGGACGAAGAAGGCGACAGCAGCUUUGGCAAAUACGGGAAGAACGCUUACGUGUAGGAGGCCCGUGGACCCCGUGCCCCUGCCUCUGCCCCCAGCGGCCGGAGGUCCCGCCAACCCCGGGCUGCAGGCCACGCCCCGACUCCGCCCCGUGCCCCCGAGCCACGCCCGGCUCUGACCGCGCCUCCUUCGUCUGACCGAGAACCUGCCUCCUGAGAACUCACCUCGGACUCCUGAGGCAGGACCUUCUGGGGCUGGGCUCUGGUUGGUUAAGGGAGCAGAGGCGACCCCGACUGUUUGUAUUCUGUAUGAUCUAUGCAGAAAUAAAUUUGUACCGUGAACUGUU
Herpailurus yagouaroundi (jaguarundi) is the source of this 1014-nucleotide messenger RNA. It is a transcript of the gene CLDN15, whose product is annotated as claudin 15. Gene Ontology annotation, cellular component: bicellular tight junction; membrane. The transcript is spliced from 5 exons. The record is from RefSeq and is a predicted model, not a curated record. The coding region runs from base 27 to 728 and encodes 233 amino acids. Gene Ontology annotation, molecular function: structural molecule activity. NCBI's taxonomy places the organism in Eukaryota, Metazoa, Chordata, Mammalia, Carnivora, Felidae.